Molecule: messenger RNA, 1179 nt
Organism: Exophiala aquamarina CBS 119918
Lineage: Eukaryota; Fungi; Ascomycota; Eurotiomycetes; Chaetothyriales; Herpotrichiellaceae
Exons: 1
Source: RefSeq, a predicted model, not a curated record
AAAGCAUGCAAUAUGAUGUUGAACUAUGCGACCGAUCUCCUGCAUGCUCAUCAGAUCCGCCGAGAAAACGUGUUUUUAUACAGUGAGCUAGAGUCAUGCCGUAACGAAGUUGCUGAUCUCCGGAAUGAGAUGAAGCAAAUUCAAAUGGCCCGCAACUCUAGCGAUGCCGCUGCCAGGAAAGGACACGACUUGGCGACGGCCCAAAAAACAAAGCUGCAAGCUCAAGACCAGGUGAUAAGCCACCUCCAAGAGACAACCGACGUGCUCCAGAAUGAUCUCAUGGCGCUUACCAAGGCUUACGACCAGCUUCGCUACAAUGAAGAACACCAGCGGGUAGAGUUAGAACGGAAGAUCGAAGGACUCGAGAAGGACGCACAAGAGGCUUCAGAAGCACAUAGCCGAAGUAAUGUGACAUUUAUGGAGACAGUAUGUACCCUCCGGACCUCAAUUGAAAACAAGGCCGACGUUGCUCUUGUCAAUCUUUUGGUUGAUCGACUGAAGCACCUAAGCCCAGACUCACGUUCUUCGUCACCUUCGACGAGUAUUGUAUAUGAGAGUAUCGAGCAACAAGAGCCAAUUUCUCCCAAGACUUAUCGAAAGCACGGCAGGCCGGCUCACCAAGCCUCAACCCAUAAUGCAGAGCCGCCCGACAUCCAGGUUGAAGAUUCCCAAAAAUUGGAAAUGAGCAAGACUAUGAGAAGGGAAGCAGUGAACAAUUUCAGCCUAGAUCAACAUGACAGUCAACGUGGAACAACAGAGACAGAAGAUAUCGACCUUGAUGCAAAUGCGCCAACAAUCAGCUAUGCGGGUCACUAUCGUCCAGCACUGAACGAUCUAAAUAAAGGAGACUCACUGUCUAUGUUGCCUGAACUCAAUGUACAAGCUUCGAGACUCGCUCAGAUCAAAACUCUAAAGCAAGGGCGAUAUGAGGGUUGGGAUGCUUACUACGCAAAAGGGAAAGAUCUUAUAGACUCUUUGCCGCAGGAAUUCGAGACGACCAUCAUGCAACAAUUUGUGAAUGGUAUGUCGGAGGGAGUUCGGAGAGCACAGUGUCAUCAAUGGCUCGAAAAUGCAGGCUGGAAGUGGGAGAAUAUGGCCACCUUUGGAAUCCUUUGCUCGCAGAUCGAUGAUGGAUCUGGACGGCACAAGGGCUCGGAGAGAACAAAUGGGUCGCAACCA